AAUUAUUUCAUUUUCACUUAAAAUUUAACCAUUGGCCCUGCAACACAAAAAUGUCAAUCAGGAAGAUAAAGAAAACUUGUUUUGUAAAGUAUUAUUUCAUUAUCUGUCGUCAAAUUAGUGCACAAAUUACACAGCAAGUGUAUAUAUAACUUGUGGCUACACUGUUGAAUAAAACAAAAUGGCCGCAGAUGUGCCACACAGAGCAGAAGUUCCUGAUUUUGGAUUUGAUAUUUUUCAAACAGCAAAACAAUAUGUCUUCUCUACAAAACUGAUUCAUAAAAACUGCUUCAAAUUUACCAGUGACAUAAUCAAAGAUGCAAUAAGAAGAUAUGAGUUGCUAUGGUUACCAUUUGCCAAUACAUUUCAGGAAAAUGUGAAAUUGACUGCCCCCUUAGAUAUAGAACUCAUAUGGCAAGUUCAUUUACUACGUCCUCUAAAAUAUCAAGAAGAUUUAAUUGGUUGCUAUGGCAACCUGAUAAAUCAUCAUUUGCUGUUUGGAAACGAAGAGGAAAAGGAUCAGAGCUAUAAUGAAACAAAACAAUUGUGGGAUGAGACUUAUCCUGGUGAGUGUUUUGAUGUGCUGGCACAACCAAAAGAAGACGCAAAAUCUAGCACAACUAGCGCAACCAGCACAACUGAAACUAAAUUCAUGGACAUUGACAGGGUCAUGAAGGAUGUUACAAAUUAUUUUGCAUUCAUAUAUCAAAUUUCACUCUCACACUUCACGGAUGACAAAUACAUUAAGGAUUCUAUUGACAGAUAUAAAAAACACAUUCACCUGGUGAAAACACAUGCUGAAAAUUUCCAAAAUAUUAUACCAUAUUUGGAUAUAUGCCUUAUUUGGCAUAGUCACAUGCAAUGUCCCCAUAGUUACCAGCAAUAUUUUCUUCAGGUUCUUGGUAGAGGGCUACCUUAUAAGAUUAGUAUGGCAUUAAAUCAAUCCAACAUUCUUACCAUUGAACUAUGGAGGGACUACCUCAGUGAAAAACACAAUAGAAAUGGAGCAGCAAAACGUAAUACGACAGGUAUUGGAGGCACAAUCCCUAGCUGCAAUGAAAUAGAUCUUUGGCACAUGUCGAGAAAAACAUGUAGAGUGCGAAUCAGAUAUGUACACAUGCUAGAGCUUCCCUCAAUAGAAUCCCUUACAAUGAAACUUCAAUACCCGUCAACAAAUGGCAAAACAAUUCUGAAAUUACACGCCAGAACCUCAAAAGACAAUCCACAUCCAACCAUAGAGUGGGCGGAGCCAAACAACUGUGUAGAAUAUGAAGCCCACGCUGCACGCCCUGGUCAUGAUACCCUGAAGUUUUUGCUGCGUACAAGCAGAUCUUGGCUCCAUCAAGAACUUGCUUCAUGUAUUAUCAAUAUACAGAGCAUUAUAAAAGCAAGCCAGACAAUGCAGAAUGUGAGCUUCACAACAAACGAAUGUGAUAUUGAGAUGCCAGAUGUGAAAUCCACAUGUAAAUUGAUAAUGGAGUUGGCUGUAUCUCCAGUCCUUUCACCCAUAGAACUACAAGUGUACAAUGGGCCUUUCGGGGACUGCACGGAGGAAUUUCUUAUGACACUUCCUAAAGGUGUAAUUUCAAGAACAGGAGAUCCUAGUGAACAUCACUUUUAUCAAGUCGCUACACACAGGCUAGUGAAUAGCUGCAACGGUGAGGAGCUGUUUGCUGUGCAGGUGAUCAUAUCUGUGCGUCUCAAGGUGCUGGUUGUUAUGCUCAUCAGGUUUGGUCAAGUGAUGGCUAUAGGUCAACUUGUAGGACCAGGUGUAUUGCCAUCCUCUAAACAGGUUGGUGGGAGUUGCAUCACACUGGAUUACGAUGGUGGUGAGAGGUCUAUGUUGAUACAUGGACAAGGACAACCCGACUGGGCAAUCGUUAAUGCGUGCUGGAAAGGAGGUGUGCAGGUUGAGCUAUAUGAGCUUUCCCAUAGGACAAAACGUUCAAUCAAAGUAUCACAUUCAACCAAUGAAAACCUGCUGCUGAAGGAUACAAAGUUCAACUUAAAAUCUGGAAUGAUCAUACUGGAACCUACUGAAAAUCUGCAUGAGAGGAUUGUUAUGGUGUUUUGUAUUGGAGCGUUGUUCAAUGUGUGUAAGCUCAGACCUCACGCAGAAUGCUCAACAGCCAUGGUUUCCAAUAGGAUCAGCGGCGACAUCUGGAAUAAGAGCAUAGUGGUUUCUAUGGGUGGUUUGACUGCAACACCAGAUAAUGUAGGUGUGGAAGCUCAAACAUUAGCCAAGUAUCGAAAAUUGUUUGAUUAUUAUGGAGAGUUCGCAGCAAAUCUGCGUCAAUCGGAAUAUGCAAACAGAGGCUCUGAGGCUAUACCCUGGACUGUGCAUUCAUUACCUUCUCAGCCAUCAAGAAGUAGACACGUCAUCACAAAUCCUUCGCAAAGACACUCUGUUGGUGGUCCACCAGUUCAGGCAGCGGGGCAUCAAGUUCCAUCAAACCUGAGACAUUCAACUGGUGCAUCAAACAUACCUUAUGGGGCAUAUAAUGAUAUUGUACCCCCUCCAGCCCCAACACAGCCUUCUGGGUAUGCUCCUCCUCCAUAUACCCCCAGGGGAGCCAGUGCUGGGCUGAGUCAGAGGGCAUGGAAUGAAAUGGAGAAUGAAGCCCCUCCCCCAUAUACUGCAAUAGCAGGCCCAGAUAUCCAGGGUUCUCAAGAUGGUGCUGCACAAAAUACUGGUGCAAAUAGCACUCAACCUGCUGUAGAUUCCCCUCCUCCACCGUACCAACAAUAA
This is a messenger RNA of Owenia fusiformis, 2746 nucleotides long. The record is from the annotation of a GenBank genome assembly. NCBI's taxonomy places the organism in Eukaryota, Metazoa, Annelida, Polychaeta, Sabellida, Oweniidae.